Dissoconium aciculare CBS 342.82 is the source of this 895-nucleotide messenger RNA. RefSeq lists its product as uncharacterized. The transcript has a single exon. Bases 197 to 769 code for a protein of 190 amino acids. NCBI's taxonomy places the organism in Eukaryota, Fungi, Ascomycota, Dothideomycetes, Mycosphaerellales, Dissoconiaceae. The record is from RefSeq and is a predicted model, not a curated record.
GGACGUUGGAUUUGGACUAUAAGGAAUUCAUACGAGGCCUGGAUGCCUGACACAGCUGGAUAGAUGGUAAUGCUGAGCUGGCAGAUUCGUCUCUGCUGGCGGAUACCUUCUGCGCGCUUCUUUUUCUUCCUCACGGCUGCGGUGGAAAUCCUACAGUUCAGCAAAGAAGAUUCUGUCGACUGUGAAGACGACGCUGAUGAUACCACUAUCGAGGAAACAUAUCAUGAGAUCACGAGUGAACAAAAUAAUCAUCUCGCCUUACCUCAUCGCUCAUCCUCGUCCAAGAAUAACCCGGGAAGGGCCCUGUUCCUCAUCAUCUCCCGCUACCGGAAUCUCCGGAGGUCAGUUCCGUCGGGACACCACAUGCGCCUCUGACCCAACCAUUCUGCCCCUCUCCCGCUCGCGGUCGAGCGCGCAGGCCCGCGAAGACAACAUCACAUCCCAUCGCACCCGCGGAAGCCGGUACCCCAAGAUCCGCCGCACAGGGCGAAAACAAAACUCGAAAGUCGGGUCGAAAUCUUAUUUCGCUCUCCCCUCGCAGCCGGGAAGGAUCAGACCUGCGAGCCCCUCUUUGGCUCCCUCUCUCUCUACCUUCCUUUCUUCCUCCCUGAUGUGUGCCUGUCCCGUCCGCCUUGCUUUCGUGUGCUCCGAUCUCCGAAUCGUCGGCGGGCCGCCGCGCGGGAUGGGGCUGUACCAUGGAGCAUUUGCAGUCUGUGUAGGGCAGAUGAUCAUGGUUGUUAUUUUCGGCGUGCGUUUCGUUCUUUCUUGAAGGAUUUCUGUGUGGUGUGUCUUUUUUGGGAGACGGCGCUGUCAUAACACUCGUUCGGCGGCGCGCCGCGAGAGAGAAGAUGGGGCGCGAUUUCUCCUCUGGGGAUUUUCCUCUUCCUUUGUUCCU